Molecule: messenger RNA, 985 nt
Organism: Dacryopinax primogenitus
Lineage: Eukaryota; Fungi; Basidiomycota; Dacrymycetes; Dacrymycetales; Dacrymycetaceae
Exons: 2
Coding region: 64-900 (278 amino acids)
Biological process (GO): phospholipid biosynthetic process; lipid storage; lipid droplet organization
Cellular component (GO): endoplasmic reticulum membrane
Source: RefSeq, a predicted model, not a curated record
UCCAAACCUCCCCAAGUCCAAGUCGCCGGUCUACGCCCACGAACAGUCGCAGCACUCCUCCUAAUGGUCACCAUCUUCCUCGGCACGCUCCUCUCCCACCUCCUCUCCCUCACCCAAUCCGAGUCGCUCGUCGCUCUCCAAACCCCUUCUUCCGCAACCCAUUCCUACUUUGCGAACAAGCACAAUGUCUUCAACCUCUGGUUUGUCAAGUACGCAUGGGGUUGGACGUCUUUCGUCUUCGUCCUGCACUGGCUGGCAGCUCCGAAGGGCGUAAGACGGCCAGCGAGCUGGGUCAGGUACACGCUUGCCACACUCGCAUUCCUGGCGUUUACAGCAUGGUUCUUCGGUCCGGCGAUGAUGGACCGUCUGCGGAUCCUCUCAGGGGGGGAAUGUGUCCUCCCCGUGCCCAGCCCGCCGGCCAGCACCGGCACCUCCCUCUCCCCACCCUCAGCACCCUACCUCCUCCGAGUUCCAUACACACUAUGUUACACCCGCACCCCGCUCUCGCCCUCCACCCAUCCGGAACUCUUCGCCCAACCCGACAUCCCCGCACCUCCCGCCGGCUUCCGCCUCACACCUAGGCUAAGAAAGGGACACGAUGUAUCCGGGCACAUCUUCCUCCUCACACUUGCUGUCCUUUUCCUUGUGGACGAGGUCGCUCUCAGCUGGGGACUGAUAUGGUUCGCUCGCACGAGGGGGGUCAAGCCGACUUGGACACAUCUGUGGGCGACGGUGCUCGUGAGCGCUUUGCUGGUGUUGUGGGGAUGGAUGGUCCUAAUUACGAGUGUGUACUUCCACACUCCUGAGGAGAAGUUCUCCGGAUUUGUCAUUGGCCUCGCGGCGUAUGCGUUCUCCCAAAUCCCACUGCCGUUCCUCGACCGCUGGCUCGAUCCCCGCUAGUACGUAUACCCGGAUGGUAGAAGGAGGAUAGUAAGAUUGCACUAUUUUGUAAAGUACAGCUAUCGCACAGGCUAAUGAUACAUUU